Ylistrum balloti is the source of this 1974-nucleotide messenger RNA. RefSeq names its product peptidyl-prolyl cis-trans isomerase FKBP4-like. Gene Ontology annotation, molecular function: protein binding. The coding region runs from base 393 to 1229 and encodes 278 amino acids. The transcript has 2 exons. The record is from RefSeq and is a predicted model, not a curated record. Lineage: Eukaryota; Metazoa; Mollusca; Bivalvia; Pectinida; Pectinidae.
ACAACUGACAUGCAUGUAAUUAGCAACCAUAGCUGUUUUCUGACGUUCAGUUGGUCCAAAUGUCGUAACACUCUUGCAGGUAUCUUCUAUUUUUUCAACAAACAAUUUAAGCCCAUGCUGUAGUUAUGUUACAUAAAAUGCCAACAUUUGGACCAAGCUUAAUCGGUAAAAAUGGGCCUGCCUUGUUAAGGACUGACCUCCUAUUCUUAAUUUUGCUUGAUGACAACCAACAGCUUUGGACACAUGUGUUAAGAAUGUGUUUUUCAGUGUGUGCGUCAAAUGAGACUUAAAGAACAUCAACUUAUCGGUUCGUCCGCCUAAACGAAAGCAGCCGAUGGCCGGUGACUGAUGUGAGGACUAUUAAUACGUCCCUGAUUUGACUCUGUGUGGAGAUGGAAACAACACAAUGCCUUGAAGUUACUAAACAACAGCUGGACAAAUCAGGCCUUUUUACAAAAACAAUACUUGUUGAAGGUUUGGGCCUAGCCAGACCUUUGGACCAAGCAACAUGCACAGUUAUCAUAAAUGCUAAUGAUGUUCCAGUGUCCAGUAGAAAAUAUGAUUGUGAAGAUUUGCAAGUUUUGACUAUUGCAGAGCUUGAUGAUGAACAUGAUUUUUUUAUUGACCAAUGUAUAAGCACGAUGAGAAAAGAAGAAGUUGCAAUGUUUCGAAGAAAAGAGGCAUUCGUGGGCUUUGACAGGCCUUGUGAGGUUACUAUAAACCUGCAGCACUUUGAGAACCCUUCGGGUUGGCCACUUCUGACCAACAACCAGAAGUACGAGAAAGCAAAACAACACAAACAAACUGGAGUAGAACUAUUCAAACAAGAAAAGAUAAAAUGUGCCUUCAGACAAUUUAGUAAAGCCACCAAGUAUCUCCUAUUGAUUGACCAAAGCAUUGAGAUACCGGAAAAUGUUAAUCAGUUACUUUAUGAGUGUCAUCUCAACUUGGCAGCAUGCCAACUCAAGUUCCCCUCAGCUGCUGACCAUGUCAUCACAAAUUGUACAAAGGCUUUAAUUCUGGAUAACAAAAAUGUAAAAGGUCACGUGCGGAGAGGUCAGGCAUACCUCUCAAAGGGAGACUACUCUUCAGCUGCACAAGACUUCAAUAAGGGCCUGCAGUUUAAUCCUGAGAACAAGUUUAUAAAAAACCUCCUCAUGAAAGCUCAGAAAGGCCAACGGGCUGAAAAUAGGCAACUAUCAUCAGGACUUAGCCAAAUGUUUACUUAAAUUCAGUUGCUAGUAAUUGCUUGGAGUAUUAUGCAGCUACUAAAACAUGUUAAAGAGUUUGGUUUUGUAUACAUGUGUACUGUCACAUACAUUUGAUAGUAUGGUAGUUUACAGAAAUUGUUCCAUUGUUACUGGGAAAAUUUCCAAAUCAUUUAUCAAUUUCCUUCACACAAUGGCGUAAAUCUUACAUCUUUACCUAAAUUCAAUCUCUUAAUAUUUUUUUUAGGAAAUUAGCUGGUACAAUGAUGUAUCAUCUUACCUAGCUUGUUUUAAUGGAUGUAUCAUGAGUUGGGGUUAUUUAUAUAUAAUGACUUGCAAUAAAUGAAUUCUAUACAAGUCAGACUGUAUUAACAUUCUUGUUUUAAUUCAUUCUAUCACAAUAUAAAUAUAUACAGUGUCUUGAAAUUUUAAACGAGGUAUUUUGAAGUAAAUACCGCAAAGAUGAUACAUUCUUUAAUGAUUAGGUAGAUCUAUUCAUAUUUUUCGACUACCACCAAGACUAAGUUGUCCUUGCCUGUCUUUGGAUGGGCCAUACAUACCUUGCACAUUCAUAUAUGUUGAAAGGCGAUGAUAACCCUCGGUGCAUAGGAUGUGAUGAGCCAUUCACCGUUAAACAAUUUUUAUUGGACUGCAUUGACCUUCUGUCUACUUGAGAAAUUUUUUAUCGUAACAUCACAAAUAUAAAGACCCUUUUUGACACUGUAGAGUUUAAUAAAAUUCUGGAUUUCUGAAAGAUGUUGGUCUA